Messenger RNA from Cordyceps fumosorosea ARSEF 2679, 576 nucleotides. RefSeq names its product Acyl-CoA N-acyltransferase. The record is from RefSeq and is a predicted model, not a curated record. The coding region runs from base 1 to 576 and encodes 191 amino acids. Gene Ontology annotation, molecular function: glucosamine 6-phosphate N-acetyltransferase activity; monosaccharide binding. The transcript has 2 exons. Gene Ontology annotation, biological process: UDP-N-acetylglucosamine biosynthetic process. Gene Ontology annotation, cellular component: endoplasmic reticulum-Golgi intermediate compartment; Golgi apparatus; endoplasmic reticulum. NCBI's taxonomy places the organism in Eukaryota, Fungi, Ascomycota, Sordariomycetes, Hypocreales, Cordycipitaceae.
AUGGCCGCGCCCGCCAUCCUGCUCAACUCCCAGCCCGCCGAGAUGCCCGACCCGGGCCUCUUCCCCGACACGCUCGUCGCCGCCGACGUCGCCGCCCAGCUGCCGCCGGGCUACCGCAUGCGCGCCCUGCGCCGCUCCGACUACGCCUCGGGCUUCCUCGACUGCCUGCGCGUGCUGACCACCGUCGGGGACAUCGCCGAGGCGGACUUCCAGCGGCAGUACGACGAGAUGCAGGCGCGCGAGGGCAGCUACUACGUCAUGGUCAUCGAGGACGCGGCGCGCAAGGAGAAUGCCGUCGUCGCCACCGGUGCCUUGAUUGUCGAGCGCAAGUUCAUCCACUCGCUAGGAAAGGUCGGCCACAUCGAAGACAUCGCCGUCGCGAAGGACCAGCAGGGCAAGAAGCUCGGGCUUCGCCUGAUCCAGGCGCUCGACUACGUGGCGGCCAGCGUCGGCUGCUACAAGACCAUCCUCGACUGCAGCGAGGCCAACGAGGGCUUCUACGUCAAGUGUGGCUUCCGCCGCGCCGGCCUCGAAAUGGCACACUACCACGAAGGUCCCAAGAGCAAAGGUCAUUAG